CAAUCUUGUGAAUGCAGUAUAAAUGUCCCAUAGCAAAGGCUCGAUAGUCAUAGACCUUUCGAAGACUCAACAGUUCUAACGAAGGGAUUAGAUUAAAUAAUCAAAAUGAAAUUAUUCAUGGUGUGUGCGCUAUUGUGUGUGGCGGCAGUCGCGUGGGGCAAGCCGGCGUCCACUUACACCGACAAAUGGGAUUACAUCAACGUCGAUGAGAUCUUAGAAUCUCAACGCUUACUUAAAGGAUACGUCGACUGUCUUAUGGAUAGAGGCCGCUGCACCGCCGAUGGAAAGACAUUAAAGGAAACGAUGCCUGAUGCAUUAGAACACGAAUGUUCUAAAUGCACAGAGAAACAAAAGGAAAGUUCCGACAAAGUGAUCAGAUUUUUGAUCAACAAACGUCCCGAGUUGUGGAAGGAACUGGCUACUAAAUACGAUCCCGAUAAUGUUUACCAGCAGAGAUACAAGGACAAGAUUGAGGCUGUCAAAGAACACUAAAGCCUUAAACAGAUAUGGAGAUUAAAUUGUGAAUGUUAAAUUCUGAAAUUUGUACGGAAAUAUUUGUGGCAAAUGUAUAUAUUCAUUGGUAAUUUAAAUAAAAUAUUUAUA
Molecule: messenger RNA, 603 nt
Organism: Papilio machaon (common yellow swallowtail)
Lineage: Eukaryota; Metazoa; Arthropoda; Insecta; Lepidoptera; Papilionidae
Gene: CSP10
Product: allergen Tha p 1
Exons: 2
Coding region: 106-492 (128 amino acids)
Source: RefSeq, a predicted model, not a curated record